UGUAUAUACAUCAACACUAAACCGGAAAAGGAAGAAAUUGAAUUGAUCUCUACUCACACUUCUUAGUUUUCUUCCUUGAGGGGAUGUGUAACUAAGUUGCUUUUCACGCUCCGACUGGUUUAUAUACUUCGGUUCAGUCAUGUACUCCGUUUACUUGUGACCGGCGAGUAAUGCGAUGGACUCUAGGAUGAUGUGGGGACAGACAUCAUAAACACAGCUAGUGGAACGGAGAGGCAUAUAUUCAAGUUACAGAACAUUCAGGACAUUAGUUUAACCAAGUGAUACAGGCAAAUGAAUACUACGCAGGAAGUUUUAUUUCAAGGAAAAUCGGAAACGCCCACAGGAAUCUGCUAACUAUUUUACUAAUUGACUUAGGAAUUCGACAAAACUUGUGUAUUUUAGUAAAUAAGAAUAGCAUUGUCUUGAUACUAUGCUACUUUUAUUGUGAUAUAUGAUUGUAACAACUGUAAAGGACAUUGUUUUGUGAUGAUGGAGUAUUCCCCGGGAAGAUGGUGAAUUUAUCCAGGAAGUUUUAAUUUUUAUUGUGUGUAAAAGUUUUACGUUCUGUGUUUUAUCAAGAUUUAUUAUAUUUAACCCAAACGAUUUAUCAAAAAUGGGGUGUGCUCUUACUGUAGAGGAGAAAGAAUCCAAACGGAUUGAUAAAGAACUUCGCACAGAUGGCAGUAAGAUCUCCAGGGAAGUUAAGUUACUACUCCUAGGUGCUGGGGAGUCUGGGAAGAGUACAAUUUUAAAACAAAUGAAAAUCAUCCAUGACCGAGGAUAUACGCCAGAGGAGUGUAUGGAAUACCGACCAGUGGUGUAUAGCAACAUUUACCAGUCCAUGACCACCAUCAUCAGAGCUAUGGGAAAUCUGAAGAUAGACUUUCAAGAUCCUGAACACGCUGAGGAUGCGCGCCAUUUAUUUGAGUAUAACAUGGAUGGAGGCCUGAGUCCUGUAGCGGAUAUCCUACAACGGUUAUGGGGUGACGGGGGAGUACAGACCUGUGUCAGUCGUUCCCGGGAAUACCAACUCAACGAUUCUGCAGAAUAUUACCUGAAUGAAUUGGAAAGGAUAUCCACGACCGGAUAUAUACCGAGCACCCAGGACGUGUUACGAACACGAGUCAAAACAACAGGGAUAGUCGAGUCCAGGUUCCUGUUUAAAAGCGCGCAUUUUAAAAUGAUCGACGUCGGAGGACAACGAACAGAGAGGAAGAAGUGGAUCCAUUGUUUUCAGGACGUGACGUCAAUUCUGUUUAUUGUUGCUAUGAGUGAAUAUGAUUUGACCUUAAUUGAGGACGAAGACGUGAACCGAAUGGGUGAGAGUUUACGACUGUUUGAUUCCAUCUGCAACAACACGUGGUUCGUGAAGACCUCCAUGAUCCUUUUCCUGAACAAGACGGACUUGUUCAAGGAUAAGAUAUCUCGAUCACCACUCACAGUUUGUUUCUCCGAUUAUCAAGGUCAGAACACCUUCGCAGAGACAGGACCAUACAUUCAGUUUCAGUUUGUGAGCACCAACAGACGCGAGAACAAGGAAAUUUACUGUCACUUCACAUGUGCGACUGAUACCAACAACAUUCAGUUUGUGUUCGAUGCAAUCAGUGACAUUAUUCUUAACGAAAACCUGGAAAGUAUAGGUUUAAACUGACACGUUCAUGUGCUAUGUAGAUAUUACAAAGUAAUACUUUAUUGAAAAGUUUUCCGUGAAGGCAAGCACCCUAGAAAGGAUCUUACUCUAUGCAGCAGUAUAGCGUGUCAAACGUAGUUACUCUAUCCAGUAACAAAAUACCACGUUGCAAAAUUCACAUGUUUGAAAUUUUUGUUUCAAAUAUGAUGAAUUGACAAGAUGUUCCCUACUCACGGUUCUACCGUAAACCGUUGACGAACACCGUAUGACUUCUGUCCUUCCUGUAAUACAUGACUUUGAGUACGAUAUUAAGUAUGGUUUAACAUAAAUGACUCGUGGAUAAAAAAAAAUCCUGUUUCCUAUUUCGCAAGCGUCUAGCACGUGCGAGCUCCACUGGUAAGACUGAUAUUUGAUAUGUUUAAUUUGAAAUUAGAUUAUAUUUUUCUCAGGUCAGAAGUAAUCAUGUGUAUUUCUCAUUUGUUUUUGUUGACCAUUCAUUGGCCCCAGUGACCUCUCCUGUGUUGAUGGGCAGUUAAGCAUGUUAAAAAAUAAUGAUACAUAAUUCCUACAACGUAUUGUGUUAAGUGUAUGACUGUUUUCGCCCAGAAAAAAAAACAGUAUGUACGUGCGAGUUCCUAACGUGUCUGAAUAUUGAUGGGCGUGUUUUUCACCUGUUGUCCCCCUUUGCAGACUUUUUUUCUGGCUUUACUCGUUCUUUUCGCUUGGCUAUUGAAUAAGAUACUUUUAAACUAAAGAACAACAUCGACGCGGCUUUCCACCAGAAAGCACAAUUUCCAGGUUCGUCGUCGUCUAAUCUUCAUCUUCAGGUUUAAUCAUCUUUGUGGACUUACCAUGGCAUAUCAACGCAACAUCAGCCCUGCAAUUGAGUGUCAUCUCUCACAUAUAGUGAUUGAUCUCAAUCGUUGCUAAACAAUGUAGUCCUUAUACUGUUUCCUAUUAAGUAUACGACAAUGCACCACUUAAUGAGAAGGCGUGCGCGAAGAAAUCGGCUUCUGGAGAGCCCCGUCUGAAUUUAUUUUAUUAUGUUAUUUCGUUGUCAGGAUAUACUCGAUACUGCAUGGGUAGCCCUCACUUACGCUCUCUGCACCUCUGGAAUAUGUCAUAGCAAAAUUAAAGUCAAGAAUAUAGCUGUUUGAUUGGUCUCA
Messenger RNA from Mizuhopecten yessoensis (Yesso scallop), 2796 nucleotides. Its product is annotated as guanine nucleotide-binding protein G(i) subunit alpha-like. The coding region runs from base 614 to 1651 and encodes 345 amino acids. Gene Ontology annotation, molecular function: G protein-coupled receptor binding; G-protein beta/gamma-subunit complex binding; GTP binding. Gene Ontology annotation, cellular component: heterotrimeric G-protein complex. The record is from RefSeq and is a predicted model, not a curated record. Gene Ontology annotation, biological process: adenylate cyclase-modulating G protein-coupled receptor signaling pathway. The transcript is spliced from 8 exons. NCBI's taxonomy places the organism in Eukaryota, Metazoa, Mollusca, Bivalvia, Pectinida, Pectinidae.